Messenger RNA from Durusdinium trenchii, 1719 nucleotides. NCBI's taxonomy places the organism in Eukaryota, Dinophyceae, Suessiales, Symbiodiniaceae. The record is from the annotation of a GenBank genome assembly.
CGCUCACUGGCACCGCGCAAGGGCGAAACAUAUGGCGAAACACACGGCGGUUUCGGGCGUGACCUUGGAGAAGGCAAAGUCUUCGGUUUUUAAGCGUUGAUUUGUCGAUUUGAGCAAGUUCGCAGUUCUUUCAGAGCAAAGAAACUGUGCUAUAAUAUGCCAGACAGAGUGGCAGCCUGCACGGAUGAUCCUCGCAGUUUAGGCCAAAUACCUUGCUCAAGCCAUUUGGGUUCAGUUUUUGUAGUCCGGAGUCCAAUUUGUCCUUUUGCGUAACCUUUUUGCCAAAUGAAGGUGGCGCCAAACGACGAUUCAAUGAAGAUGAAGACGCAGAAGGGUGGCAGAUUGAGUGGCCUCUUAAGGAGCUAUUGGUGGGAAAUCGUUAUGUGUUUUAUUGCCUAUUGUGACGUCCUCUUUCACAUACUUGAGCUGGAUGCCAGGGCCGCAGGCAACUCGUCGGAAUUCUUGAUCCUGAUGUCUGUGUGCCUGGUCUUCCAAAGCUGUGAGGUGCUGAUGGAGCUCCUUUGCUUUGGCCCCAGAAGCAUGGUUUUCAACUGGACCUUCCGUUUGCACCUCUCAGCAGUCCUAUUUGGGUUCCUUGAGAUGGUGUUCGGCUUCUCGAUUGCUCGGCCAAUCGUAGAGGUCGGGAGGAUCAUUCUACUUCUUGGGAGCAUCCGGGGGCUUGGAAACGCAUCCUUGAUCCCCAAAAAGGCGGCUGUAGUGCAGUUGUGCUUUGGCUUUAUGGAGGUGUACUUGCAGAUGACUGCUUGGGCCAUGGUGAUGGUUGAAGUUGUGUACCUCCCUUUGAAGGAAAGUGAGGGAACUCGGCACGAUGGCUUCGAGUGCCAUGAUCAUUGUCCCACCACGGUGUUUAGUGCGACCCUGCUUAUCUUCGAGUUGGUGGUCCCAGGUGAGUGGGGUGUGGCGGGAAUCAUCAUCCGCCUCUACCCGGGAACUUGGAGUGUAUUCAUCGCCUCCAUGCUCUGCGUUCUCAUCCACUUGAUCAACGUGUUGGUCAGCGCCUUUGUGGUGAUAUACAAGUCGAAGGGACCGGAGAUCAAGGAGAAGGUGGUGGCAAACAUCCUUGACGACAUGGACCAAGGGACCGGAGAGCUUACCCUGGAUCAGCUCUUAGAAGGUGCAGCCAGCUUUGCAGCUUUUCAGCGCCUCCUGCGUGUGUUGGACAUGGAUGAGAAUGAUUUACGCCACCUCUUCAACUUUAUGAGUGGCUCCGACUCUGCUGUGAAGAGUGCAGAGUUGGUAAAACUCCUCAGCGGCUGGCAGCAAGAGUCGGCAUCAUCCGUCAGGUUUCAACACUGCAGCAUUCGGCAAAGCAUGCGCCUUCGUGAGGAUUUCCGGAAGUUGGAAGCCAAAAUGGAAGGAAUGAGUGGGUUGGACUCCAAGAUCGAGGAGCUCCUGGCCCACUUGCGCCCCAUUUCUCCUCCUCAGCCGAAGGCUUGAGGGUGAUGUGGCGGGUGUGAGUUCAGACUGAGGCUCUUUUUUGCUUGACUGAGUCACCUAAAUAGGUGUCUCUGAGAAAGGAUUUUUCAAUCUUUGGGAUUCCUGACUUUGUGGAGUCUACAGUACUUGAUAGACUUUCACUUCUACCGACCAAGCCAGGCAAGCCAGGCAAUAUGAACGACAGGAGUCUGGGACACCUCGGAUUUCUCCUUGCUUUUCACCGCACAAGCUCACUGAGCCUAGACCCACACAUGCCCAAAA